Messenger RNA from Ostrinia nubilalis (European corn borer), 5190 nucleotides. RefSeq lists its product as uncharacterized. Gene Ontology annotation, molecular function: nucleic acid binding. Gene Ontology annotation, biological process: DNA integration. The transcript has a single exon. Lineage: Eukaryota; Metazoa; Arthropoda; Insecta; Lepidoptera; Crambidae. Bases 1 to 5190 code for a protein of 1729 amino acids. The record is from RefSeq and is a predicted model, not a curated record.
AUGUCAGACAUAGAAACGUCUAUAGAAGAGCUCAAAGACAUUUAUGAAUUAAUAAAGAAGGCACAAAUCAACUUUAAAAAGUGUCCAACGACAAGAAAAACAAAGGGUUAUCUACAAGCGAAAAUUCAAUGCAUCGAUGAGUACUGGACUUCGUUUCGCACGGCGCAUAAGACGUUAUUCAAGCUAACUACGAAAAGUGACCGAGAUACUUUGAAUUACUUUGUCAAUGAUGUGCAUGGAGAAUGUGAAGAAGUGUAUACGUGUCUCAAGGCCGAUUUGACAGAUUCCUUGCUGUCACGUCAACAGCAAGGGGAAUCAUCUGCACUGAAUACAAGCAGCUCAAGUGAUCGCGCUGAUAAUUACACCCCAGAUGUCAAAUUACCACAAAUCAAUUUACCAACAUUCUCCGGCGCGUACGAGGAAUGGCAAUCGUUUGAAGAUACAUUUGUAGCCCUAAUCCAUGCAAAUAAAGGACUUAGUGAUGUGCAAAAAUUACAUUACCUGAAAUCGUGUGUUAUCGGUGAAGCGAAGAAUACAAUCAAGCAUUUCCAAAUUACUGAGAAGAAUUACAAACCUGCUUGGGACACCCUGAAAAAUAGGUACAGUCACAAACGGCUAAUCGUUAAUGCUAUUUUGAAAAGGCUUUUUUCUUUGAAGAAAGUAAAUGUACAAUCACCUACACAACUGAAGGCCUUGAUAGACAACACCAAAGAAUGUUUAACAAGCCUGAAUGCAUUAAAUAUUUACACCGGUACUUGGGAUCCAUUAAUUAUAUUUCUGGUAAUUCAGAAAUUGGACCAAGAAUCACACAGAGCGUGGGAAGCAUAUGUAAGUGCUGAAUAUUUUGAAGAAUUACCCACAUUCAACAACUUCACAACAUUUUUAGAAAACCGUAUCUGUACUUUGGAAUUAACUUCACCUGUAACUGCACCAAAAGACAAGAUAAAGGAAAGAUCAUUCACUGCUACCACGUCGAUGAAUCGUGUUUGCAGCAUGUGUAAGGAAGACCACCUGCUUUGUCACUGUAAGGAAUUUGGAAAACUGGAUCCGGAUAAGAGAAGCGAAUUUGUUAAAGAACAACGACUCUGUUACAACUGUCUUGCUGCCGGGCAUCCUGUAUUUCACUGCAAACAAAAAACUUCAUGCAGGAUCUGCGGCAGACGUCACCACUCACUUCUACAUUCACACAAGAAGAACCAAGAGUCCACGGGCAAAGAAGAGAAGAAACCAUCACCAGGACUUUCAUCCAUGCACACAAAUGUAGAAGAACAUUCAGAGGACGAACAAGAUGUGUUAAUUGCCUCGCACUUUGUUUCUCGGUAUAAAAGGGCUCUUUUAGCCACGGCUUUAGUCCCUAUCAAAAGUGCGUCCGGGCAAGUUAGUAUGUUUAGAGCUUUGAUCGAUUCCGGUUCUCAGGCCUCCUUCAUAAGCGAGAGAGCGACUCAAAUACUAAAGCUUCGCAAGACUUCGGUUAAAGGUACGGUAACUGGAGUAGGUUCUAGUAAAACGUCAGUCAGUCAUGUGGUCCAACUUGAGGUUUUAUCGAGAUGUGAAAAGAACUUCAGCCUCAAUGUUAAAGCGUACGUAUUAUCAACACAGCUGACAACCAAGUUGCCUUGCAAGUCUAUCACACCAAGAAAUUGGUCACAUUUGGACGGACUAUCAUUAGCAGAUCCAAAUUAUUUUGUGCCAGGAAAAAUCGACAUUUUGUUGGGCGUAGAUGUUUACACGGAAAUACUCAAGAAUAAUCUCAUCAAAGGCCCCCCAGGAACACCCUGUGCUCAAGAAACCAACCUGGGUUGGAUACUAUUCGGCAGCAUAAAUGAUCAGAUCCCCGACGAAGAUACCGUAGCAAUGCAUAUUCACCUGGAUGUAGACAACAUGCUGAGAAAUAUGUGGGACAUUGAACCAUCAAACAAACGUCAUUUCACAGCCGAAGAAAGAUUGUGUGAAGAAAUUUACGCCAAAUCACAUUCCAGGUCAUCUGAUGGACGAUACAUUGUAAAACUCCCGUUCAAAUGUGAAGAUCCUUUACAAAUGAUUGGUGAAACAAGAGAAACAGCUUUGCACAGAUUUCAUCAAUAUGAGAGAAGAUUGGAGAGGAAUCCAAGUUUGAAGAAAGCGUGUGAUGAUGUUAUCGAAGAGUAUAUUGUGCUUGGACACAUGGAAAAGGUUCCUAAGGAAGAGACCAAUAAAAAGGCCGUAUAUUUACCUUAUCAUCCAGUCGUAAGAGAAGGAAAAGAGACGACUAGUGUCAGAUUAGUGUUCGAUGCUUCGUGUGAAGGUUCUAACGGGAAAUCUUUGAACAACUUACUGCUGGUGGGACCUCAAUUGCAGGAUGACUUAAGAGAUCUGAUAAUGAGAUGGCGAACAAAGUCAAUCGCUUUUGUGGCCGAUAUCGAGAAAAUGUAUCGUCAGAUACUGGUUACAAAAGAAGAUACUGACUUUCAGAGAAUACUCUGGCGAAAAACCAGCUCUGACGAAAUUCAAGAAUAUCGCUUGCUAAGAGUUACAUUCGGAAUAUCUUCUGCGCCUUAUCUUGCAAUAAAAACUUUAAUGCAACUAGCCGAAGACGAGGGAGAGAAUUACCCAGCAGCAGCCAAGGUUAUUAAGGAGGAUUUCUUCGUGGAUGAUUGUAUGAGCGGAUGCAUUCAAGAUUCAGUGACCGAAUCUAUACAGCUGAGUACUCAAAUUUCUCAAAUACUAGAGAAGGGAGGUUUCGUUCUUCAAAAAUGGGCAUCCAACAACACUGAAUUCAUGAAUGAAAUACAUCCUUCGCGACGUAGUGCUAAUACAAAAAAGGAGUUGACAAACCAAUGUAUCAUGAAGACUCUUGGAAUCACCUGGAACAUGGGUACAGACUCAUUUCAUUAUCAUUUUAACUUACCACCAGAGCCCAAGUUUAUUACCAAGAGAAAUAUUUUAGCUGACAUCCAAAGACUUUUUGAUCCGUUGGGAUGGCUUGGAGCUGCAAUAAUUCCAGCGAAGAUAUUGAUCCAACAGUUGUGGGUGGAAAAAUUGGACUGGGAUGAAGAAGUAACUGGUUCACUUAGAAACGAAUGGUUAAAAUUGAGGCAAAGCUAUGAACAUCUUGAUAAAAUUCAUAUCAAUAGACAAAUCGAGAUUGAUGACGACGAUAUGGAAAAUUUCUCACUCCAUGGCUUCUGCGAUGCAUCGAACAAAGCCUAUUGCGCUGUAGUAUAUUACAGAGUUGUCACAAAGAGCGGUAGGAUUGACACCGGCAUCGUUGCAUCCAAGACACGAGUAGCCCCCGUCAAACCAGUCACACUACCGAGACUCGAGCUCUGCGGUGCGGUACUGCUGGCUAGACUUUUGACACAAGUUCACAAAGCCAUGAGAAUUUCUAUCAACCAAGUGUAUGCUUGGACUGAUUCAUCUGUGGUCCUAUCAUGGUUAUUUGGAAACCCCAAUCGCUGGAAACCUUUUGUCAGCAACAGAGUUGUGGAAAUUCUUGACAAUCUUCACAAUACUCAAUGGUUUCACGUAACAUCCAAAGAGAAUCCAGCAGAUAUUGGUUCUAGGGGACAAUACUUACCUCAACUGAUAGAAAACCAAAGGUUAUGGUGGGAAGGGCCAGAAUGGCUGAAAGAUGAUAAAAUCAAAUUUAAUCGACCAAAUAUUAUACCAACUGAAAUUGAAAGGAAGAAAAACAUAGAAGUAAAUUUUAAGACUCAGAAUGAAGAGACAGAUUUUUUUGAAGACUUUGAUACACUAGAAGAGUUGCAAAGAAUUAUAGUUUACAGCAUUCGAUUUUUAAAUAGCAAAAAGAAACCAGAAGAAAUAGAUCAACAAUUUACAACAACUGAAUUAGAAGAAGCUCUGUUAAAAUGCAUAAAAAUAGUACAAGGAAAGGAACAUGCAAAAGAGAUAGAUAGCCUAAAAAGGAAGGGAUAUGUACAGAAAGACAGUAACUUAAAAUCUCUUAACCCCUACCUGGAUGACAAAAAUAUUCUCAGGGUGGGCGGAAGGUUAAGAAAUGCUAAUCUCGACGAUGAAUCUAAACAUCCAAUAAUACUUGGAGCAAAGAACAAGUUAACUUCGUUGAUUAUAUCUCAAGCUCAUAGAAAGACUCUGCAUGGUGGUAUUCAAAUCAUGCUUUGCUAUCUCAGAAGUAAAUAUUGGAUUAUAAGAGCAAAAAAUGAAGUAAAAGCUCAUAUUUACAAGUGCCUCAUAUGCGCCAGACAGAAGGCAGCAUGUGGUAAUCAGCUCAUGGGCGACUUACCCAAACAACGUGUGAACGAGGCUCGCCCAUUUCUUCAUAGCGGAGUCGAUUUUGCCGGUCCUUUGCAAGUAUUAAUGUCAAAGGGCAGAGGUGCAAAAUCUAACAAGGCCUACAUCGCCAUAUUCGUUUGUAUGGCUGUCAAGGCCAUACAUCUCGAAUUGGUCGGUGACCUUACAUCAGAAUCAUUCAUGGGCGCUUUCCGAAGAUUUGUUGCCAGGAGAGGAAAAUGCACUCACUUAUGGAGCGAUCAAGGGCGCAAUUUCAUCGGAGCAGACAAAGAACUAGCAGCAGCAUGGAAGCAAGCAAGCCUAGAGCUACCAGGUGAACUUGGCAAUGUUCUUGCAGCCGAUGGAACGCAGUGGCACUUCGUGCCUCCAUAUAGCCCAAACUUUGGCGGCCUUUGGGAGGCGGGCGUAAAAUCAGUAAAAUUCCAUCUAAAAAGAAUUUUGACUGCAAACCUGACAUUUGAAGAGAUGACGACAACACUAUGUCAAAUAGAAGCGUGUUUAAAUUCACGACCUUUAACACCGUUGGAUACCACUGACACUGACGUUAUAGAGCCACUCACCCCCGGACACUUUUUGAUAGGUGAAUCUCCAAUUUCUGUGCCUAAUCCUGAUUUACGUGACAUCAACAUAAAUAGGCUAUCGCGUUGGCAAUUAACACAGAGACUUGUUAGAGAUUUCUGGCACAGAUGGCAGUCUGAGUAUCUAUCCAGACUCCAAAAACGCCCUAAGUGGCUCAAACGCCAGAAGGAAUUUGAGCUCGGAGACAUCGUAUUGCUCAAGGACGAGCAGACGCCGCUCAGCAAGUGGGCGCUCGGCCGCGUGCUUGAGAAGCACCCCGGGCCCGACGGCGUCUGCAGGGUGUACACUGUGUGGAGCAACAAGCAUGUCACUCAACGAUCGGUGUCUAAACUAUGUGCAUUACCAAUAGAUAAGUCGUAA